This is a messenger RNA of Clonostachys byssicola, 2019 nucleotides long. The record is from the annotation of a GenBank genome assembly. NCBI's taxonomy places the organism in Eukaryota, Fungi, Ascomycota, Sordariomycetes, Hypocreales, Bionectriaceae.
AUGGCCGCGCAGCCUCGCCAGCCCGACCACCACAUCACCACCAAGGGCUUUCCUACCCCGCCGCAAAAUGAGCUCACCACCCCCUCAGCAGUGAGCACCGCCGCCUACAAACCCCUCCUCCCCAAUGAGAUCCGCAUCCUGGAGCUCCAGCCCGGCGCCGUCCAGAGCGAGAUCCAGUGCCGCCUGUCCACCGCGCGCUUUGACUACUACCGCCCCUACGAGGCCCUUUCCUAUGUGUGGGGGGACAGCCCGGCCAGGCGCCCGAUCAGCGUCGACGGCGCCCGCGUCCAUGUGACGGCCAACCUCGAGGCCGCCCUGCGCCAGCUGCGCAAGGAGAAGUCGGUGCGCUACCUGUGGGUGGACGCCCUGUGCAUCAACCAGGCCGACCCGGACGAGAAGGAGGCCCAGGUCCGCAUCAUGUACGACAUCUACCAGCAGUCCAAGGUCGUCGUCGCCUGGCUGGGCGAGGCCGACGCCGAGAGCGCCGCCGCCAUGAGCCUCAUCGACUCCUUCGCCGGCUUCCUCAAGAACAUGUGGUCCAAGGACGACAACUGGCAGUCGCGCGCCACGGGCACCCGCGAGCGCCAGUCCGAGGUCUUUGCCCGCCUCGGCUACCCGCUCGAGAAGCAGAACUGGCCCUCCCUCUGGCGCCACCUGCACCGCCCGUACUGGUCGCGCAUGUGGGUGCUGCAGGAGCUCGCCACCGCUGGCCACUGGAAGGGCCGCAACAAGCCCUGCAUCGUCCAGUGCGGCACCCACAUGACGUCCUUCCACAACCUGCAGAUCGUCCUCGAGCAGGUCCGUGCUAUCCUGAUAAGAGGGCUCAAGCAGGAGGCCGACUCGGGCGCCUAUCUCGAGCCCUUCAAGUCCUUCACAGAGCAGGGCAGCACCGAGCCGCCCGGGCUCGUCAUGACCGAGCUGCUGACACGGCUGCAUCGCGAGGAGCUGGAUAUCCUGAAACUGCUCUAUCUCACAAGCAGGCUCAAGGCCACUGACCCCCGUGACAAGUUAUAUGCCCUUCUCGGCCUUAUACCCUCAGCACAGGCUCUGAGACCCGACUAUAAGAGAUCCACCAGUGCCACGCUGAUAAACCACGUCCAGAACUGGGUGGAGAGAGAAGGCACGCUGGAUGUUAUAUUCUCAAAUCGCCUGGACCCGUGCGCCUCCGGACUCCCGGGCUGGACGCCGGAGAUCCGCGCCGAGCACCAGGCCUACAGCGAGUGGGAGAGGAUGGGGGUCGACACCCGCUUCCGGGCCGGGUACGGCAAGGGCGCCGACGUCGAGAUCUUCCAGCCGUACCAGAACAACGGCGAGACCCCGCCCAUGAUGCGCGCCCGAGGCAUAGUCAUCGGCGAGCUCGAGUCCAUCAUCGGCCCGUCCAAGUCCGACGAGUCGGCGCCGCAGUCCACCACAAAGAUGACCACCGGCAGCGACGCUGGCCAAAGGUUCAUCGACACAAUCUUCACGCCGCUGCAGGAGUUCGCGUCCCGCAUCAACGACGGCACCCCAGAGUACGAGACCUUCUGGCGGACCCUCACCCUCAACGUCGACGACCGCUGGCCCCCCGGCCUCGCUCCGGACUCGUUCCGCGUAGGGAGCCUUCUCGCCUUUAGCAAGCGCGGGCAAUCCCCGAGCAAGAAGGACGUCUGGUUCCACAAGAUCAAGUCGUGGUUCAACAAGAAGGAGCUCAACAUGCUCGACUACAGCAACUCCUCGGGCUCGCGGGGGCCCUCCAUCGACGCCCGGGUGCGCUUCAUGCGCCACAUGAGCAACUGCAUCCACAACAGGACCUUCUUCACCACCACGUCGAGGAAGUUCAUGGGCCUGGGCCCCUACGGCGCGCAGAGGGGGGACAUCGUCGUGGUGCUGUACGGCUCAAAACGGUGCGUCGUGCUGAGGCCGAGGGGCGCCGAGGGGGGAGGCUACGUCGUCAUCGGGACGGCGUACGUCCACGGCGUCAUGGGCGGGGAGCUGCUGCGCCGCGACAAGGUGGACGAGACGGUUUUCAACUUAUACUAA